CCUUCAUCUCUCCUGUAGCUGUGUCACCCAAGAGCUGCAGAAAUGCAGGCAGGCGCCAUUAGGUUCAGAGGGUAACAAUGACAAGGUGCUCUUGGAUAAUAUUGUUCCUUCUCUCUGCCCUUUUCCUUCAGACAGAGCAGACAGUGUUUAUAUCAGCUGAUGAGGCAAACAAUGUUAUCAAGAGACAGAGGCGUGCCAGUUCCCACCUUCUGGAGGAGGUCCUCCAAGGCAGCUUGGAAAGGGAAUGCCUUGAAGAGAGAUGUACACAUGAAGAAGCAAGAGAAGUAUUUGAAAACGAUGAAAUGCUUAAAAUGUUUUGGGAUAUCUACUACGAGGGCAGGAGGUGCUCCUCGAGCCCCUGCCAGCACAAUGGCGUGUGUGAGGACAGCAUUCGUGGCUACACCUGCACCUGUGCUGAGGGCUACGAGGGAGAGAACUGUGCUUUUGCUAAAAAUGAAUGUCACCAUGAAGCAAAGCAAGGAUGUCACCAUUUCUGCUAUCCAGGAACUAAUUCCUACCGCUGUUCCUGUGCUGAUGGCUAUGAGCUUGGGAAGGACGAAAAACAGUGCAUCGCAUUAGAUGAAUGUGCAUGUGGCAGACUUCAAGACAGUGAUAAUCUGAUACGUGAAACCAGGAAGAAACGUGAUGAGCGAUUUCCCUGGCAGGUGCUACUGCUAAACUCAGAAGGGAAAGGCUUCUGUGGAGGAGUGCUGCUAAAAAGUAACUUCGUAUUGACCACAGCAGAGUGUGCUCUUCUGUACAACCAUUUUGAAAUCAGGGUUGGUGCUGGGCCUAAUGGAACAAGUGGAACUGAGAAGAUAAUGCAAGUUAGCGAGAAGCACAUACACAUCCGGUAUGAUGAAGACACUGGUGAGAACAACGUUGCAUUGCUACAACUUCAAGAGCAUGUUGAGUGCAACAACUACCAGCUUCCUGUAUGCACCCCUGAAAGAGACUUUGCAGAACACGUUUUAAUUCCAAAAUUGGCUGGUACAGUCAGUGCCUGGAGAAUGGAAGGCGAUGAACUUAAAGCUGAUGAGCUGCAGGUUUCGUACCUUCCUGCUGAGGACUGCAAACAAAUACUCAACAUCAGCCUCACAAACAGGCAGUUUUGUGGGCACCUCCAGAAGGCCACAGACAAACGACUGGCUGGAGGAAGCUUUUUAGCUACCGAGUAUAAGGGCACUUGGUUUCUGACUGGUAUCUUGGGAUCUUGGCCACUAGAAGACACUGACUGGGAAACACUUCUUUUCACCAACACUGCGAGGUAUAUGAUAUGGGUUAAACAAAAAAUGAAAUAAGACACAAACACAACCAGCUCUCAAGCACCAAACCCCUCCCAAUCAUUGCAAGGAAACAUAUGGAUGCAGCCAGUACCCCCAUUUGACUGCAUCACAAUUCACAGCAAUGGAAGUUUGCAAUGAUGGCAUGUAUUUAACUCCAAGUUAUACAGAAAAGCCUGUUUGUCUUUCCUUCUUCUGCUGAUACGCAGUACUGUGAAAGUCAUGAUGCAGUAAACUUAGUUAUUUUACUAAAAACUGAUUUAACUUUAAAUUCAUUAGAACUGUUCAUCCUAAAACUCAAAACACUUUGACGUUUUUCUGGGAUUUUAAAUGAUGCAAAUAGGAAACGAAUCUUUUCAAUUCUUGGUAUCCUGAGGUUUGCUUCAGCAAGUUCAUAUUCUUAUUUCAGUAUUCAUACAAGUAAAACUUACGAAGACCAGAGGAACUUCUUUUAAAUGUCUGUGUUAAUGUAGGACUUGACACUUUCAUCAUGCUAAAAAAUGCUUCCCCUCAUACAUGGUACCUGUGUUUUCCCUUAUGAAUGAUCUCCAUAUCAGUUAGAGGAUAAAAUAAAACCCAACUGUAAAACAUAGGAAAAGAAAAUGUUUAAUUUCCUUUUAAAAUAAUUUUAAAACCCCAAAACUACCACCUCAUCAGUUUGGACAAAGUUAUUUUGUGCCACUCCCAAACAAGCAAACCAACCAACCCCCCAAGGCAAUAACAAUUAAAAUACUGGAUCCAGUGGUAGUGUUUUCCCAAAAGUAAAAUAAACCAGACUCUGGGUAAGUUAGCUACAUCAUCUUUUGUUCACAAUUAUAAAAAUAAAACAAAUAUUAUCAGAAUUUAAAAAAACCCAAACCCAUCUAUGGGUACCUACAGACAAAAUGCCCACAUUUACUUGAACCCAGACGUAUUACUGACACAGUAAAGCUUUUGGUGUCAAGCACUUCUCUAGUUUUUAGAGAAAGCUUGAAGAGAAUAUUUAAUACCAGCAAGAUUAUCCAAGAUACUUAAAAAAAAGGAAACCAGGUAUGAAAACAUUAUUUCCAUUCUGAAGAAUGGCUUAACAUGAGUAACAAAGGCUGACACUUCUCCCUGAAAGACAAAUGCAAAAAUAGUAACACAAAGUACUUUAUAAAAGCUUUUAAGUAAUUUGUGAGGAAUUUGGAAUGCUUUGCUUUAUUUCUUGACGAAAUACUUUGAAUUAUCUAGAAAGCCUGUGGAAAUUACUAUUUAAAAGUCAGCAUUUCAUUCCAACACACUUUGUAACACUGGCAGCCUUGGUCAUUCUGGGAAAGGAGCCACAAACAGUUCCUGGUAUUCCAGUCCUGGACACAACCCAGGCAAUUUACAGUGUCCUUGGUAUGAUUAGGAGCAGUUCCACUGGGCAAGCUGAGUACCCGGCAAGUACUUGCAUGGAUAAGAUGCAAUACUCAACACACUGUUGACAGUGGAGGAAAUGGGUUCUGCUUACUGACCACAAGCUUCUGAUGCUGGUGGGAUAUGUAGCCUUUAAUGUGACCCUGGCAGAAGGAGAGAAAGGGAGCAUUAGUACUGGGAGCUGGUAACACAAUGCCUAUAACCUAAGCAAAUACCUACAACCUAAUCACGGCAGUGUGUGUAUGCUCAAUCACCACUGCACUACUGUACUUAAUAUCUGUAAGGGUCCAAUUUAUGUAAGUGGGUCAACUUAGAGAGUAAGGAGGAAGUGGGAACCACCCCCGUGUUUGGGUACUAGCCAGCCUGUCAGUUUGAGAGCCUCUUGCCAGGGCCCCCUAUGGGUCUGCUUACAUUGCCUUGAAGCUGUGUAAAGCUUACACAGCUUUACAGAAGUGUUUCUAAAUCUACUCUUGUUCACUUUAAAACGAGGAUUUUAAUCCAAUUAGUAUUCCAUACCUAAUAAACUAAAUGACAUAGCACUUCCUUUUCAAACGUGCUGUAACACUGAAAGAAAUCUUCCAGUGACCUACACCACAUCAAAUAAUCUGUUUCAGAGAGAUGUGGUUUGUUUUCUUGCUGACACUGCAGUGCUGCUCCAAAAUCUCUCAUUUAAUAGAAAUCUUUAUAUUUCAAGCCUUUAUCUGUUCAUGAGUAGUUGAAAUCCCCUUAGAGUAAAAGCCAAAUGUGGAACAAACCCAAAGAAAUCUGGCUUUAUUUUUCUCUAAUGUUAGAAGGUCAAGAGUCUCCUACUUCAAAUGCAGAACAAAUCCUUUCUGGUCCCAGUUAAAAUGUUUGUAUUUUUAAAUCAAUAUUUAUGCAUAUACAGAAAAAAAUGUCAGUACCAGAUUUGUAAUGUGAAAUUCAACUUCAAUUUUAACUGAUACCUACAAAAAAAAGUAGGAACUAGAGGAAGUCUGCAGGGUAAAUGAAAACAUUUCACUUUGAGCACAAGCGAAUCAACUUUUUUACACAAGAAAAUGUGGGAUUACUGAUGUGGCUUUUGUAAUAAACUUUUAUUCUCUGUCCAAUAUUUUUUACUGCCUGAUGUCUGAAAGGACCAGACAACAAGUGGUCAGCACAUACCAUAUAUAUAAGGUUAGCUAAAAUGCACUGGACUUCAUCAAUAUCAACAUCCUCUACUUGCAUGAACUUCAGGGCAAUCAGAAAGGCAUCUAGAGAUAGCUGAUGGGUUUUGAGUAGUAAAUAUCUGAAAGAAACAACAGAACAAAUGUGUUACUGAGAAAUACUUGAAAAUUCUGGUUCUUAGAAAAAUGGUGUUUCUACAAUAAAUUCACUUCAAGAGGAAGUCAGGUCUCUCAGAGGGAACUAAGGAGCAUACACAUUUUUAUCUCAGUCCAAGGUAAAACCAUACUAUAUACGCUUUUCCAAAAUACAGGUUUUGUUAUGCUUACACUUUCUUAAAGAGAUUUCUGUAUGUGAUGAUUUUCAGCUUCUCAAGGAUAAGAAAGAUUCCACAUCGAAUAAAGAAGGUCUCAUGCUUUGUCAGAGCAUCAUUCAGCAGGAGAAGAUUGCCUUCACUGCAAAGAUGAAUAAAUGAAAAAAUGAGAAGGUCUCACCCAAAAGAGAAAAGAAAUUCUCUGACUUGGUAGGAAUAUGCAUCCCCUGCCUUCCUCAAUGAUCCCAAAUAAAUACCUUUUACUUAAUACUUUUUGAACACAAAGGAACAAAACAGGCAUCAUACCUCACAGACUUUGUUACUUCAGCAAACUGCAUAAGGUCAUACUUUUUUAAGAGCUGAACUGUUGGCAUAUGGCCCUGAAAAAUAAAUGGUUUCCAUGUUUUCCAGGGUAAAGUCAAAUGCAUUUUAAACAGAAUCUACUAAGUUACAAAAAAAAAAUUGUUAAGAGAAAAAGACAAAUGUUUAGCCACUUUUUUUUGCUAGAGAAUAAGAAGUGAAUAAAAGUAUUUGUAAGACAA
Molecule: messenger RNA, 4661 nt
Organism: Myiozetetes cayanensis
Lineage: Eukaryota; Metazoa; Chordata; Aves; Passeriformes; Tyrannidae
Gene: PROZ
Product: protein Z, vitamin K dependent plasma glycoprotein
Exons: 8
Coding region: 78-1301 (407 amino acids)
Biological process (GO): proteolysis; blood coagulation
Cellular component (GO): extracellular region
Molecular function (GO): serine-type endopeptidase activity; calcium ion binding
Source: RefSeq, a predicted model, not a curated record